AUGGCUUCCUCGGACACCUGCUCGUCCGCACCCAACUCGCUCCCAUCGACUCCGCCCGCCCUGGCUUCCCCUCCGACGUCGCUCUUCCCCCCCGUCCCGCUCGGCAUCGCCUCCCUCUCGCUCGGAUCCUGCAAGUCGCACUCGCUCGCAAGCAAGAUCCGCGCCGCAGCCGAACAAGGGUUCGCCAACAUCGAGCUGUUCGACCUCGACUGGCAAGACUUCCGUGACCGUUUCGCGAGGGAGAACGGGUACGCCGUCCCGUGCAAGGAGGGCGACGAGGCGAGUCGCGCGGCGGCGAGGGAGGUCGUGCGACUGUGUAGGGACGCAGGGGUCGAGAUCAGUUGCUGGCAGCCUCUGCGGACAUUCGAGGGGUGGUUGGACGAGGAGGACGAGCGGGAAGCGAGGGAGUACGCCAGGGGGAUCCUCGACAUCCUCCCCUUGCUCGGCACCGACCUCGUCCUGUGCUGCUCGACAACUGCUCCCGCCUCACGCACGACUUCCUCCCUCGACAAAGCCGUCUCCGACCUCCGCUGGCUCGCCGACCUCGCAGCAUCCUACUCCCCUCCCAUCCGCAUCAUGUACGAAGGACUCUCGUUCGGCACACACCGGCGCUCGUGGCAAGACGUUUGGCAAGUCGUUGAGCGCGCCGAUAGGCCAAACCUCGGUAUCUGCCUCGACUCGUUCAACACCCUCGCGCUCGAGUGGGCUAGUCCGUACACACGCUCUGGACGGCUCAGCGACGACGUCGACGACAAGCUCGAGAAGAACAUGCGCGAACUCGUGAGGCGUGUACCGGGCGACAAGAUCUUCCUCUACCAAAUCGCCGACGCACGCCUCAUGUCCCCACCCCUCUCUCCCCCCUCCGACCCCUCCAUCCCCCCCAUCCGUCCCUGGUCGCGCUCCCACCGCCUCUUCCCCCUCGAACACUCUCUGGGCGCAUACCUCCCCGUCCAGCGCUUUUCGGACGCUGUACUCGCGACCGGGUACAAGGGGACGUGGAGUGCCGAGGUGUUCAACGAUAGUUUGAGCGCGAAGGGGGAGGAGGUACCGCGCGAACAUGCGAGGAGGGCUAUGAGGGGGUUGGAGAGGGCGGUCAAGGAGGCGUAUGAGCGCGCGGGCAAGAUUUGUCUCGCUUCGUCCUCUCCUCUCGAUGUCGAUGAGAGCGCGAGGGGAGCGAUUAACGACGUUUGCAAGUUUAGAAAGGUUGCGAGAGACUAG
This is a messenger RNA of Rhodotorula toruloides NP11, 1218 nucleotides long. Its product is annotated as 3-dehydroshikimate dehydratase. The record is from RefSeq and is a predicted model, not a curated record. Bases 1 to 1218 code for a protein of 405 amino acids. The transcript is spliced from 3 exons. NCBI's taxonomy places the organism in Eukaryota, Fungi, Basidiomycota, Microbotryomycetes, Sporidiobolales, Sporidiobolaceae.